UCUAUCUACAUAAUUACUAGAAUGACGCUGACGCGGGAACAUCAUGUUUUCGACCAUAGCUCAAAUACCAUUGGAUGAUUUCGUUGGUCUUUGAAUCGGAUAUAAACCACUUAUCUCUGUAUAUCGGCUACUUGCUUCUGGAAACGAUGGAAGAUAGCAUGUCCACUACAUCCCCCUCGAAAGCGCUGGCCGCUCUCCAGCAAAUAGGCCCCGACACGCGCCUCUCAAUUCUCAAAAUCAGCGAACCAAUUUCUACAACAACAAACCCAACCGGAUCAGCCCAGUCGCCGUCCAACAGGCGCUCUGACGUGUCUACAGAUGCGUUUGACAAUCCAACUCCUGCGUCGCUGGAAGAAGAUUUAACUCAUUACAAGGAACUUUUCGCGAAACUUCGUUUUUCAUACAUCGAGCAAGUCACGAAGGAGAAAUUCCUGCGCGCAAUCGUCGGGGACCCGCCAUUGGUUGUUGGGCACCAAGAAAAUAUCGAGCUCGAAACCGAGUUAGCAAAGGUGAAGGAAGAACUGCAACGGCGGAAGGAGGAUGUUAGACUGAUGAUUGAGGGAAUGGAGAAGAUGGGGAGGGCGCUGGCGACGCGAUACAAGAAAGUCCAGCUUCAGACAACACAAUUAUCCGACCUUCCGGCCUCAAUUGAAAGCCUCGAAUCCACGAUAUCUACACUACGCGCUGCAGCUUCGCAAGCGUCAAAUGGGCACCAGCCUGACUCUACCCUUCCUUCGUCCCAGACUCUCUCGUUACCAGCCACCCUUGAACUGAUUGCGGAACGUGAAGCAGAAUUGGUUGCCAUAGACCGGCAGCUUGCCUCGGUCAACUCGUCAUUGCCACGGAGUACUAGAGAAGCUGACGCGAUUGAGAGGGAAUUGGUGAGACUGGAGAGAAAGAAGGUCAAGAGCGUGGCGCAGGCUACAGAGGCUCACAGGAAGAAGCAGGAAGGGGAGAGUGAUGGGCUGGAGGAAAUGGGGAGGUGGUAUAGGGGCGCGGAGAAGGGGUUGAAAGAUUUAGUGGGAGUUAAAGGAUAAUUGAAGCGGAAAGGUUCUCUCCUGGGUGGCUACAUUCACGACUCUGAAUGGUGUUCCAGGUUGUUUUAACUUUAGCAGGGUUACUUUUCAGGCGCUUAUGCUUUAUGAGUUGGCAUAAUUAGGACUCAUUGGUGUCAUAUUCACAUUAUAAGGUAGAAUGGCUAGCUUUUCUUCAUUCUCAUGAAAUAGUUUUCCGAUAUUUAUUUGAUCAUACAUUAGGGUAUGCCGGAUAGCAAAUAACGCCUCCCUUUCAUGAUUAACUCCACGCACACAUCUACUCCUCGUCCUCUUCCUCCUCAUCCACAUCUCCUUUCUCACCAGCCUUGUUCUUCUUUCUCUGGACACGGCCAGGGCGUCCUUCACCAAAUGGCGAGGUAAGAGCAAAAUCAAUGUGUUUCUGGGAGUCGAGACGGACGACGAAAG
Blastomyces dermatitidis ER-3 is the source of this 1460-nucleotide messenger RNA. RefSeq lists its product as uncharacterized. Gene Ontology annotation, biological process: attachment of mitotic spindle microtubules to kinetochore; kinetochore assembly; protein localization to kinetochore. The record is from RefSeq and is a predicted model, not a curated record. The transcript has 3 exons. NCBI's taxonomy places the organism in Eukaryota, Fungi, Ascomycota, Eurotiomycetes, Onygenales, Ajellomycetaceae. Gene Ontology annotation, cellular component: kinetochore. The coding region runs from base 75 to 1037 and encodes 320 amino acids.